Pygocentrus nattereri (red-bellied piranha) is the source of this 4246-nucleotide messenger RNA. RefSeq names its product rapunzel (gene rpz). Bases 214 to 897 code for a protein of 227 amino acids. The transcript is spliced from 3 exons. The record is from RefSeq and is a predicted model, not a curated record. Lineage: Eukaryota; Metazoa; Chordata; Actinopteri; Characiformes; Serrasalmidae.
GUGGCCUUGUUGCAGGGAUUGCUGGGAAGAAGAAGUACAGUCGAGAUUGGGAAUUUGGAGAGGGAGGUAGCUCUCUGAAGAGGAACUCCUGUCACCUUUAGAAGUAAGAUUUCCAGGGAAGCGUUGUUCCAGGGAAGAGGGUGACCUGUGUACACGCCGCAGACAGAACUGCAACGCCUUCGUUUUUUUGAAAAGAGCCUCUGUCUGUUUGCCAUGGCUGACAUUGUGAUCUUAGAGGACCGAGACAAGCUGAAGAGAGGACUGGUGAAAGUCCUGGAGUGCGUGGCUACAAUCUCGUCAGCGGCUGCCGUGGUGAACCCCAUCUUUGGCGUGGCGGGCUCGCUGAUCCGUGUUGUCUUGCACCAAAUUGAUGAUGAAGAGAUCCAGACGCUGAAGCGCGAGUUCAGCAGUGUGAACCGGGCGCUGGAUGAGAUCUCCCAGCAGAACCGAAGUGCCCUACUGCAGAUCAAGAAAGAGACGCUGGACGGCCAGUACUGCCGCGUUGAGGAGAACAUCCGCAACCAGUUCCGCAAAUUCAUGGAGAUCGUGGAGGCACGGCCGGAGUACCAGCAACACAAAAAGGACGACUUUGAGGAGAGCUACGCCAACGACAUGGGCGAUCAGAACCUGCACACACUCUACGAUGGUGUCAUGGGGAAGCCCAAGCUCUUCAGCAGGCCCAUCCUGGAAGUCUACAUGACCCAUUCCCAGGGCGACCGGCGGGUGAUGGAGCGCCUGUGCACCCGCCUCACCUACCUCUUCUGCAUCGGGCUGAUCGCCCUCAUGGGCUACGCUGCCAUCAUCGGGGAUGAUGAGGAAGGCUUGAGUGAGGAAUGGGCUGAGAAGAUGGAAAAUGUGCAGGAGAGGAUGCAGGAGGUGCUGAGAAGAUGCAAGUGAUUCUUCCUCCUUUUUCUACACACCGGACUCCUUAUGUAUCCCCUAGAGCAGUGGUCACCAACCCUGAUGCUGGAGAUCUACUUUCCUAGUUUCAACCAUAACCAGCUCCAGCUAAUUUGCUUUUCAAGAUGUUCUUGAUUGGCAAAAUCAAUUAGUGUUAAUUAAGUAAAAGAUAUUUGGUGAGCCUUAGGGCACUGGUCACCAACCAUUUUCCUGGAGGUCUAGCUGUUCUUGAAGAUCACCAACCACCAAGCGUAAUCUAACAGACCUGAUCCAGCUGAUUGAAGAAAUAAAAAAAAAACGUUGCUUGCAAAAAUGAAAAAGAAACAGGCACCAAUUUGCAUAAUGCUAAUAACACUUACUUGGUGGUUAAAGGCUUCCAUUUGCUGUUAGACAUAUUUGCAUAUCCGGUCAAACUACUCCCUUAAAGUCUUCUGAAAAGUGUUUGAUUCAGCCAAGUUGAGUAGAUUUGGGUUCCAACUAAACUAUUCGGGAAAGCAGAUCUCUACAAGGGGGAUGGGUGACCACUGCCCUAAAGGCAGUGUCUCACUGCUGCCCCCUUUGGUUUAGAUUUAUCUUUACAGUCUUAACGGUUUUCUCCCUCUCUUUCUAUCAUAUUCCUUAUUUCUCUCCUUUGUCAUCUUGUGUCGUCUCUGUGUUACAAAUAGCCCCUUGUUUUUGAUUGUAUGGACACACACUGUGAUUCCGUCUCACUCCAACCAACCUGAAGUCUCCAGAGCUUAAAAACAGUCCCCAGGUGAACAUGUUAGGAUAGCAGUUAUGAAAAAAGAAUAUGUAAAUAUUUAGUAGGGCUGGCCCGAACACGGUAUGGUUGUUACUGCAGUUCAGAACAUAUACAGUAGGCACCAAUUAUAUACAGUGCAGUGCAGAGCCUGGGAUGAGGCGUGAAAUUAUCAUGUGUCCAAUUAAACCAGGUGUAAUUUUUUUUUUUUUUAACAUUCACAUAUAUUAACUGUUCUGUCUUCUAAAGGCCUUUACCUAUGACCUCUAUUGUAAUUUUUUUCUGGCUUAACAAAGAAAAAGUUUCCGAAUAACAAAAAAACGAGGGGAAAAAAAAAACAUAACCCACGUAACAAACAAACACUCGACUGUUCAGAUUAUUCGGGCCAGCCCCAGACAUUUUACCCUUGACAGCUAUGAUAAUGGUUAUUUUUGAGGGCCGGUGGACAAAACCUCUAAAUCUCUUUAGUAAAUGAAACUGAAUUAAGUUCUUUCAAACUGUGUAGCAUUUUAAACCACAUAUUCAUGCACCAAAACAAAAGCAGAGGGCUUCAUGGGCCCUGUCCAUACUUGCAGAUUUGAGGAUGGCUAGCCUGUCUUUCAGGUGCAUGGUAUCACUACGUCACGUUCACACCCAGCAGCCUGUCUGGGAUUGGUCUUAUGAAAUCCAGUUGUUCACCAUCCUUUCUUGCACUGCAGGUGGUUCUGCUACAAAAUCGAAACAAGGCCAAACCCUGACUCUGUGAGGCUACCUCAAGCCUAAUACGAUGCUGUCUGUCAUACACCAAGCACACAGAAUGUAUUAGUACUUGGUGUAUUUGGUGUUUUGUUUAACACUAAGUAAGUACCCUGCAUGCACUACGUCUACGUCUACCUAAUACUGCUCAAUUCAAAUGAACCUGGUGGUGUUAUUCCCACAGACCUGAAGCUACAAGCCACUUUCCUGGACAUGUAUUAAGCCUUUGGUGAACCACCGCUGGGAACUCUUUUUGUCUAUGUUUAGGUUUAAUUGGUUUGAGAAAAUGGUCAUACAUCUUUACAGGGCAUGCAUUUGCUGACAUAAGCUUAAAAUGCUUGAAAGAAAACACUAUAAUGAAUGAAUAUGUAUACAUAUAAGUCUAACACUACAGAAGCAUCACUAAUUUGCAUUGGCCAAACUUAGUUUUUGCACUUACUCCAGCCUUUCUGCCCUAAACAGAGAUCCUGUAACAUCAUCAUCACACGAAUAUGCCAUUUAUGAAGGCAUUAUUACCUGGAGUACACAUGCUGGUCUAAGUGCUAUGAUGGCUCAUCCAGAAAAGCCACGUGCAUUUGUUUUAACACAAAAGAUCCUAGAACUUUAGUUUUUAAUAGGAAAAAUGUGAAGAAGAGCAGCUUUCCGUGAAACGUUCGUCACAUAGGCCGAUGUGUUCGGUCAGAAUACUGCUUUGUUUUAGCAUUGUGCACUUCUGUGGUUGUCUAACCUCCUAAAAUGGGAAUCCCAUUGAAUUUUCAAAAAAUAAAUCUAAUGUAAUUCAAUCAUUUCAAUGUAAAGAAAGUCAUCCACAGUGGCUUGAGUCAUAAUCACAGUGGGGGUGAUAGGAGCCAGACGUCUAGAGUUUUAUCACAAAGUUAUUACAUGAUAUGAUUACAAAUAACCUGCCUGAUGCCUGAUGCAUGGUUUUAUUUAGGAUACGAUUUUAGGGUAAAAUGCAUUCUUUAGGGCAAGCUGAAUGGAGUGGUACAUGCAGGUUUUCUGGAAGGCAGAAUAGUCGCCAAAGAAAACAUACAUUUUUGGGAUUACCACUAUUUUACCGUCAAAAACAUCCCAUGUUAAAAGUCAUGAUUAUUUUGGUUAGUAAAUAAAGUGGCUCUAUUUGCACUGCACAUACCCCAUCUCUGGCUCCCAUCACCACCACUACAAAGAAACAUGAGGUAAAUUUCUCUAAAAUGCCACAUUUUGCAUCAAACCCCUCUGUCAGAAUUACAUUAGAAUUUAGAAAAAUUGGUGGAAUCCCACUUUAAUGCUGAAACAGAUGAGUAGCUUUCUGAAGUGCUUUUUAAUUUUAAAUUAGCCGUUUUCUUUGACUAGGGAUCAUUUUGUGCCAUUAAUUGUUUCUCUGGUUUAUAUUCUGCCUGUUCAUGUUGUAUAACAGUACCUGAAUCAAAUAACUCCAUUAAAAUGUGCGAUAUACUGCUUCAAGUGUGGUGGGCCAUUUAACUAAACCAUGCCACUAGUGCCUCCUGUGUACUUAAAUCAGUUACUUUCUCUUCUCCUUGUCUGUGCAGCAUCACGUAAUGGGCUGUUUAGGCUAUCUGUCCUGGUUACAGAUCACUUUAAUGUAUGUAUAUGCGCUUAAAUUCAAUUAUUAUGCACUUUCAAAAUAAGACGAACAAUAACAUGCUUUUAUGAGACGUCUCAUUGCCUCUUGGGGCAUCCUGACAUUACUCGAUGUUCCGGGACUGAAUGCAAAUGAGUGAGGAGUGCAGUUUGCACUGGGGACAGGUUUACUGACAAUGAAGAUGCUUUCAUGGAAAUCUAUAUAUUUGUUAUUUUUUGUUGCUGUUCAAUAUUGUAUAAAGUACCAUACAGCACUACUAUUAAAAAUGACAUAAAAACCAAGAAAAA